AUGGUGGACGGAGUAGGAGGACCAGCAUCAGCUGAUGCAUGCUCCGGUGGGCAGAGCGAUGCAGAAAGAAAAGCAAGUGAAGAUACGAGGACAAAAUUGAAGGAUGCAUGGGACGAUAAGUUAAAAGAAUUAAGGGAAAAAUGGCAAAAGGAGCAAUCAUUGAAUGCGCUUUCCCAGGGUGGUAGUGGGACUCCAGUCCCAGUCGGAUUCAUUCCGCCUGAUGUGAAGAGUAAAGCGGAUGAAAUGUUGGAGGACCUGGGGACGUACUUAGAUUUGUUAAAUCACUCUCAGACUGCCGCAGAUGCAUGUGCAGAACUAACUGGCAGGUAUAAGGGAGAAACGAGCGAUGUGAAGAAAGUGUGCACUGUAUUAGUAAAAGUAGUUAACUGGAUGGGGGGACUAACUGCGAAUGGAGUUGAGAAGAAAAAUAAGAUAUCCGAACAGAAUUGGGUGCAAUAUUUAAGAUGUGUAAUAGGUUAUGAAGUUAUAUUAAGAACACUGACGAAGAAGUGUAAAGCACAGCGGAUGCUGAAAAUUAUAUCUGAUACAAUGGAAAAGGGGGGCAGUAAACCCACCGGGCCAAAUGUAAGUAGUAUAUGUCCUUGGGUCAAAUUGGAAGAUAUUGGAGAUAAUGAGGGGUCCAUUGGGAAUGAAGUCCAGAAAUGGUUAAAUAAGGCAAAGGGGGGUUCCAGUGGGGGGGGCAUUCGGGGGUUCGAUAAUAUAGUAGCAUGGUAUAGGUGUACAGAGAAGGAGGAAGAGGAGGAGAAGGCGAAACAGAAGGCACAAACUUGCCAAAGUGAUAGAAUUAUGGAUUUAAUGAAAGGAGGAAUGUCACAUCAAUUAAAUGUAUUAGUCGAUCCAAUAGCAGCGGCUAAUGAUUGUAUCGAGAAAGCGGAGAAUAACGGCAAAGACAGAGCACUUUGCAAUCGCUUAAAAUGUAUUGAAGAAUACUUGCAGGAAACGACAACAACACCUGCAACGACAGCAGCAGCAACCGAACAGUCGGGAAAAAGAGAAACCGAACACAUCGAAGACGACGACGACGGAAAAAAAUUCGGUGGUGCCGUUGGCGGUAGUGGUACCGGUAGUGGUGGUGGUGCCGGUGGUACGAAGCCCAUGUGGCAAGCAUGGUUAGAGAAGUGGUUACAGCAGAAUGGGGCCACUGUUACCAAUGGUGUGGUCAGUGGGAAGAGCAUUACUGAAAAAUUAUGGGAAGAUCUGAAGUCAACGUAUGAUGCCUUUGUGGAGGAAGUUGGUACCCAAGAAUCCUUCGAAAUAAGCAAACUCUGUGAAACUACGGGGAAAUUCGCUCCUCAGGGGGGAUAUGAAAGUGGUGUGAAGACACUAUGCCAGGCCAUACUUAAAAUAAGAUAUUUCAUGAGUGGAGUGAAAACGAAGAGGCGGGGGCAAACGCACGACAAGAGACUUAUCGACCAUCCAGUGAGGAUUGAGGGAAAUAUGCCACCCGGCGAAACCUUUAAACGAUGUAUUGUAGGUAUGGUCGGCCUCUGGGAUAUUUAUCAGGAUCACUGCAAAUUGGGGGAUGUUAUACAGAAGGUCCAAGCAGAUGUGGACAAGAAAUUAGUGGACCAUUUGAAGGGGCAGUAUAGGGCAAACUUGAAUAUGUGCAGAAGCAUCACUCCGGAAGGUUUAACCAUUGGUAGAACAGUUCUUGGUGAUAGAAUUAAGCAGUGGGCACGGCACGAUAGAGGAGAAGCGGAGGAGCACAACACAGUGGGGAAAUUAGUAGGAAGGCAGAGCCGGGCCAACAGGUGGGUCGGUGGAGCACUGUAUCUCGGUGAAGCAAUGUGUCCCAAGGAGGAGGACGCAAGGAGGGAAGCAAGGGAAGACAAUAUGAAAGUUAUGGCGCAAUUUAUCAGUCUACCCAGCACAACCCAGGACGGAGGAAACAGUAGUAAACACAGUGUGUUGGACGUCCUAAUGAACGACAACAUUAGAAUACCAGACAGCACAUUGGAAAAUGUACUUCCAGGAAUAAUGGACACUACUACUGGUAAAGUGGACCUUGACAAACUGAACAAGGCAAUAGAAAAGAUAGAGAAGGAUGCCGGAACAGCAUUAAAGGGUGGUCAAUGUAAGGACAUAGAGGGUUUAUGUGGUCGCGCACAGUGUGCAGGAAAUCAGUGGUUCAAAGAUAGGGGGAAAGACGGAACGGUGGAUAAAGAGAAGAAUUAUAGGAAAAUAAAUAUUGGUUGUAUAAGAAGGAAGUUCUCAAAGGAAGGAAUGUAA
Molecule: messenger RNA, 2250 nt
Organism: Plasmodium knowlesi strain H
Lineage: Eukaryota; Apicomplexa; Aconoidasida; Haemosporida; Plasmodiidae
Product: SICAvar, type I (fragment)
Exons: 6
Coding region: 1-2250 (749 amino acids)
Source: RefSeq, a predicted model, not a curated record